Molecule: messenger RNA, 1919 nt
Organism: Electrophorus electricus (electric eel)
Lineage: Eukaryota; Metazoa; Chordata; Actinopteri; Gymnotiformes; Gymnotidae
Source: RefSeq, a predicted model, not a curated record
AGCCCAGAAAUGUAUAUUAUCUAUGCGGGUUUUUAUUUUUAUCUUUCGGUGUUUGACCUUUGUUGCCGGAAUCAUUUUAGUUUACUAGUUGCUUUAGUUUAGUUUAGCUACUUUCGUUUAGAAAAACUAAAACCUUUAUUAAACUUUUUAGUAGCUGAGCAGUUGUAAAAAUGUAGCUAUGCGUAUUAGGUUAACAUGAAGCUUGUGAUCUAGUUGUGACAUUCUCCUUUUGUCUUAAUUUACUUAAUCUGUGCAUAAAAAUGGUAUUCGAUUAAAACGUGCAAUAACGAAAUGUCCCGUGACGACUGAAAAUAGAUAAUUUUGUGUCUCACUAAAAAUGAAUCGACUGAGGUAGUAGCCUAUUUCACACAACGUUCUCUGUGGUAGGACCGCCUGACGAACACCUGAGCAAGUCACUCGUGAAAAGGGGAAAGAGGCUUAGCCGAGGAAAGGAGAACCGAAAUCAGCGAAUGACUAGUGAAAGCGCGAGGGGGAUUUCUUCUGUCACAGCCUGCCUGCCACCAGAGCUGUUCAGGGCUGCGAUGCCCCAACCAAAAAGGAGAAACACAUCUUAGAUGACACUUACUUUUAAGUGUUUUGACAUCUGGAGCUUUAAAACUUGCAGGCUUGGCAUAAUACAAAAGGAAAAGCGGUUUCAUUAAAUAUAUGUUUUGUACUUCUGUUCAGGUAUUUUUUGGAGGGUGCGGCACUUUCGCUUAUUUUAAAGCGUGUUUCUCGCCUCGACCUGCGUGCCGUUGCCAAGCCGCUCGGUGAUGAAGACCACGGUCACGUUCUACGCCGCCCACGCGCUGUGUCUGGUGCUGGGCGUCGCGUGCGUGGUGCUCGUGGCCCACUGGAACGCCAGCUAUCGAGGGGGGUUCGCGUGGGACGGCGAGGCCCAGCAGUUCAACUGGCACCCCGUGCUGAUGGUCGUCGGUCUCGUGGUCCUGUACGGAAACGCGGCUGUGGUGUACCGCAUCCCGCUGACCUGGCGUGUGAGCAAGCAGCCGUGGAAGCUGGUGCAUGCUGGCCUCCUGCUCCUGGCGCUGAUUUUCUCUGUGCUGGGCCUGUGCGCCGUGUUCGACUUCCACAACACAAACCACAUUCCCAACCUCUAUUCGCUGCACAGCUGGGUGGGCAUCCUCACCGUGGGCCUGUUCGCUGCCCAGUGGGCUGUCGGCAUCGGGACAUUCCUGCUUCCCUGCACCCCACUGGCCAUCCGUGCCUUUGUCAAGCCUGCUCACGUGUGGCUGGGUGGCAUUGUCCUGGUGCUCAGCGUGGUGUCCUGCAUCUCGGGCAUCAACGAGAAGCUGUUUUUUGUCCUAAAGGACAAGGCCAAUGGAACAGUUCCUUACUCCCAGCUACCACCGGAGGCAGUAGUCGCUAAUUCCCUGGGUAUCAUCAUCGUUGCCUUCGGAUUGGUCGUCUUGAAAAUUCUGUCCAAUAAGACUUGGAAACGUCCAGAGCCCAGAAAUGAGGAAGGGGGCUACAGGGUGCGUCCGUCUCUGUCUUUCUCAAGUGUCUGUGGAGGAAAGCUGAUGUCUGGAGGUGUUGGUUUACUAUAUUGUGGACUGCAAGACAUUUACACUGUUCUAUGACAUUUACACUCUGUUCUGUCUGACACUCCCUAUCACGGAUAGAGAAGUAUAUGUGCAAGGAAAACAUAAGUGCUUUUUUAUUUAUUAGCAUUUUCACACAAUAAUAAUUUCCGUUUGAAAAUCUCAUUAUUUUUGUAAAUAUUUGCAAUAAUUGUUUAACGCACAGAACACCACGUUUUCAUAUGAGAAGUACCAGGAAGCAAAGUUAAUCCAGGCUACUUUAACAUCUGAAAUACGAUUAUAAACCUAGAUGAAAUAAACAGGCCUAUCUCGAAAAUAUCGUAAUACAAUAAAAUGUUUUGACUGAAAUUUUUUCAUGUA